Messenger RNA from Pseudo-nitzschia multistriata, 5129 nucleotides. Lineage: Eukaryota; Bacillariophyta; Bacillariophyceae; Bacillariales; Bacillariaceae. The record is from the annotation of a GenBank genome assembly.
AGAAUUCGUACGGCACUGCUAGAACGAGUACGAGUAGAGACAUUCGACUCGAACAUUCCAAAAAGAAGUCCAAGGUACUGCAAUACUCAACAAAACUCACCAUCACAUUAUUAAUCAGCGAAAAAUGGGUGCAUUGAGAAGGGAGAGAACAAACCCGGAACGCAAGUCCCGGCGCCGCCGGAAGACUCUUGACAUWAUUUUUUUGGCAAUUCUCUUGUUUGGUUGCGUGUCGGUGGCGACGAUGACUCUGUACGGCCAUCGCUCCGUGCAUUACGAAGAUCAUGGAUCUACUGCAAAUUAUGCAAUGCUGGCUGCGUUUGAAAACAAUUACAUCCCCGACCUUUCAAAAAGGAUAGGAGGCUUUCCUGUAUCACCAACAUUGACCUCUAUCACAGAGGCACCAGAAAUCUAUAGCUACGACGUCAGAGACAAUGACCAAGAUGGUGACAAUCCAUACAACCAAGGGAAAGACAACAAUAUCGAAAACGACGACGACGACGGUCUCGAUGACAUCACCAAGAAACUAACUCCAGAAGAAAGAUACAACCAAUUCAAGCUSGAUGUCUACAACAGCAGCAAGAACAUUCCAAUCUUCUACAAUCUCUUCGUUGGCAACGAAUUUGACGCUCCUCGGGUCAAUCAAAUAGUGUCGGAGCAAUUCAGGAACGUUCUUCCAAUUCAUAAACCCAUUUACGUCAAUUCGAUUGGCASCCCCCUCGAUUUUAAUUCGCGUGACACCGUGCACAAUGUCCCUCCACUAAACACCACCAAAAAUCCCGUGGAGAUCCUCGGCUACUACAAGACUGCCGCCGAACACAUCACGCUCAAAACGCUAUGGGACUAUUGCCGGAUACCAGAAAAUGCAAACCGAAGGGUUGUAUACCUGCACAGCAAGGGAAGUUAUACCGCAACUAUCGACAACGGAAAACUCAGGCGCUUUUUGACCUCCGGCGCUCUCUCGAAUGAAUGUGCCACCAUGCCCAAGGACACAUGCAAUGUUUGCUCGUCUCGUUUUUCGCCCGUUCCUCAUCCCCAUACCUCGGGGAACAUGUGGAUGGCUCAUUGUAGCUACGUGAAAAAGCUCAUUGAUCCGGAACAAUUCGAGGAGGCGAUGGAAGGAUUGCAAUACGKGGGCGGUUACGACUUCUUAGCGUGUGAUGGAAGAGGCCGUUAUUCGGCCGAGCAUUGGAUUCAUUCGCACCCGACUGUCAAGCCAUGUGACCUCUAUAACAGUGCAAAUUUUACAUGGAACUACGAUGGAGUCCCAACCGUGAACCAAUUCAAGGCCAAUAUGGAACUGAAGGUUGCUCCUCGGUUCGAACUGGAAGCCUUCCUAAAAACGAAGAUUCGUAUCUGUACCRGCCGGGGAGCGUCCAAGAACUUUCGUAUAAAAGAGUACAUCGGUUUGUACAAUGAAUAUCCGGAUUCAGAUUGGUGGGGGCAUAACUUUUUGAAGGAUCAGGAAGACUGGUGGCCCCACCGCGAUUAUGGUUGGGCACAGUUGCCCCAAACCGUWAGAAACAAACUCAUCGAAUUUGGAUUCGAUGAUCACCUCUGGACAAUCCGUCAUCACCCCUAYAGACUAUGGGGRAAAACAUGGCACGAACUCACAUCCCAAGAUCGACAAACGUUGACCGAUGUCUUUGUAUACACCGAAGAAACAUGGAACAAUGAAAUCAAAUCGGAAGAGACCGAUGCAAACCACAUCUUAGAUUCCGUWAGAAGGUUUGAACCAAAUCUGUCCUUCGAUCGCUGCAACACGGACAAAGAGGGAAGGGACAGCACUACCGGCAACAAGGUAAAACCAUGGUACCCGAGAAAAGAAGAAAAUGAAAACCGACCRCUCAAGUCUUUUAUCUACGAAGCCUCCACAAAGCCACCCAACAAGAAACGUCUUUUGAUCAUUGCAGCAGUCCCCCGUGACGAAACCCACCUUCUUACUUUGUGGAGUGAAUUAGAGUGCUUUGCAGAAUCAGUAGACCAUGUUUUGAUCUCAGCUCCAAUGUGGGGCCAAGUCUACAUUGAGCAUAUCAUACUCCUCGCAAAAAAAUACAUUCCGCAUUUCAUYAACGGAAAGGUGACAAUGGAAGGAAAAUACUUUGUGAACAACCGGUAUGACGUCGGAUUAUGGUGUGAUGCCUACGAGAGUUUGGACUCCUAUGGAACAUAUGAUGAAUAUGGAUUGAUCAACGAUUCUGUCUAUGCUCUUCGCAAGUUUUCUGCUGUGUUUGAUAAUCUUGAACACAAAAACGUUUCUCUUUCAUCUUUAUCCCACUCAUACAGUGCAAAAUGGAACAUAGAUUUUGGACCGCAGUACUAUUGGGUGGAGAGUGUCUACCGUGCGUUUGACCGGAAUGGUAUUCAAAUAUUUAAUGACCACUCUUGUGUUCCAGAAGACAAUCCCAAGUUUUGUCCUGAAGAAGAGAACAACAAGGCUUGUAUCAUCAACAACUUUGAACACGAUCUAGCCAAUGAAUACGCCUGUGACAAGGUUGCUGGUGUAUAUCCAGCUGAUUCGGUGGGAGCUUUGGUCCCGGAGGACAUGCGCGUGGCAACAUGGAUUAAAAACAUAGGCUAUUGGAGAAUGCUAGUGGAUCAUAUGGGAUUUCCAGUUGCCAAGGCUAACGAACGGGAGCAGGUUGCAAUCCAAAGCACCCUCGAGGAAAAGAUUCUUUCAUGGCAGAACAACCCUUUGCUGAAGACUUGUACAUCCCACAUAAUGGAUCGACUAGAUGAGCUCUUUAACAAGGAUCUCCCGACCUUCAAAUCUGCGAAACCCUUCUUCAAGCGUCGGUGGGUAAACCUACCCCCCAAUUUACAGGAAUUGGCGGAGAAAACUCUUGGCUACAACGAGAAAAUAUGGAACCGUGCAAAUGACUCACCAAUUCUUGCUGGGAAGAAGUGGAAAGACCUUACCGUAACACAGCAACAAGCCUUGCAAAAAUUGGAAUGCUCGAUGCUUCAAUACAAUCAAGAUGGUUGCCAUGUGCCAAUGCGCGCGCGUUUGAAAAUGAUGAGGCAAGGGAUAUUUAAGUAGGGCGACUCUGCAAUAACGGAACCAUACCAUACUAUAUUGAUCGUUGGGUUCAUUUUACUUAGAACCAGGCGGUAUUCCUAUCUUUCUAAURUGCCACCACUGAAUUGAAGCUCCUGCCAAAGUUACAGUUACUUCCCUCAAAACACUCCGACUACAGAGAAGCACAAAGUGAUUGCAUCAUUGGGGGGCUCGGCUCUUUGCUUGGUUGUACUGCUCCAAGCCGAAGAUGAAGUGAAUCUCACCCAGAGGCCAGUAGCAAAGAGCAAGCACAAACGGAAGUAGAUGCAAGUAAGGAGCACGGAAAACACCAGUCCUAUUAGAAGGAAUGCACUCAAUCACCCAAAUGAGAAAAUCCAAAAUCCAAUGGGGAAGGGGGGGGGUCUGAUUAAAUUUCAAAGAGGCAUUGUGACUACCCCCUCCUCAGGCAUCUUGUAACCAUACUCCAUUCCAUACAUCUUUUGCGUUAUCCUCAUUCCAAUGAAAUUCCAAUGAAAAUGAAACAUUCUAGUAAUAAUAAUACUAGUUCAGAUGACAGAAUGAUUACGAAGAUGGAAAUAGUCCUCAAAAAUUAACAAAACUCCUGUACGCGAAUAGUAUGUACUCGUAUCGUUUACAGAUUGUACGACAAUAYCGUAGGACGGUUCGAGUACGUUAGGAAUUAGGAAUCCUCCGGUUGAUAGCUGGACUUUAAACGCACUUCACUGUAGUACCGUAGAUACGGCUCUUUGUACUACGAGUACCAGUACUGAACGGAAGGAUCUUUGUUUUGGUCUUGCGAUGUGUGCAUGUGAUGGUCAUGAAACACUUCAUACCCUGUUACUGUUGAUAUUAUUUUCAUUUGUCAAAGGACACGCUGUACAUCUUUGCAAAUCGGGAGAGGCAAGACGAAACAAAAUGUCGGACGAUUGGUGCACUAUUGAGAGUGACCCGGGGGUCUUCACCGAAUUGCUUACAGAUCUUGGCUGCACUUCCGUUCAAUUGGAGGAACUCUGGAGUUUAGACGACGAGAGCUUGGAGGCUCUGAACAACACGGCAGAGAUCUACGGUCUCAUAUUCUUGUUUCAGUGGCAAUCGAAAUCUGACUCCGAGGCGCUGUCUGCGUCGGAAGACAAAAACGAGCCGCUGAGCGAAGAACAAAUCCCUCCCGGCCUCUUUUUUGCACACCAAGUCACAACCAACGCCUGCGCUGUAAGGUUUCUUUUGUUACGAUCGUCGGCGCGGCAGCAUACUGUGGGUUGCGUUGCACUACGAACAACUCAACUCGAACAAUCACACAACUUUUCCGACACUCGUAGCUAUUCUGUUGCUCACUAACGCUCCUUUUCUCUUUAUGCUUGUUGUUUUGUUCUCUGUUUCCUCUUUCCCGAUACUUUUAGACUCAAGCCAUUUUGUCGGUCAUCUUAAACCAGAGGGACGACGUUGAGUUGGGGUCCACUUUGAAAGAAUUCAAAGAUUUUACUGCAUCCUUUCCUCCGGGGUUGAAGGGAGUUGCAAUUUCGAGUAGCGAAGCCAUUAAAAAAUCUCACAAUGCGUUCGGCCGCACCGAUGCUUUUUUGAACGAUGGAAAAUAUGUUUCUCGACAGAAUCAGUCGGAGGACGUCUUUCACUUCGUAGCAUACAUUCCGCAUUCCGACGGGAAUGUCUACGAGUUAGAUGGCUUGCAGUCGGGACCCAUCGUUGUAGGAAAGUAUUCAGACGAGGAACAAAAAGACAAUACUGCAAAGAGUACGAAAUGGCUACCUGUCGCUAGGGAAGCCAUCCAAAAAAGAAUGCAAGGUGACGCGAUCAAAUUCAAUCUGAUGGCUGUGACGAAAGACAAACGAUUGGGAUUGAAGGAAAAGAUCGAAAAGAAUCCGACCGAUGGGAGCCUGAUCCACCGUUUAAACAUGGAAGAAGAAAAAAGGAAGCAGUGGGCAUUGGAAAACCAACGCCGGCGCCACAAUUUUGUWCCUCUUUGCGUCUCGAUUCUCAAGGAAUUGGCGCGUGCCAAUUGCUUACCAGAAUUGGUAGAACAAGCAAAAGACCGCAAAAGACAAAAGAUUGUUGGCAAAAAAUGAAGGAACGAAGUCUUCGUAACGGCAAAAYUGCUGUU